AUGAGCUCGACGAAAAUAGCUAUCGUGCGAAAUGCGGCGUUGACACAUACACCCAGAAGCCUGAUACCCAGACCGUUUUCUACAGUGACCAGGAGGCAAAAUGCAGGUUCGCAGGCGAACGGAAGCGCUGAAGCCUCAGAUUCACAGGCGCACGAUAAACCCGAAGAAGAGAGUGCCAUGCAGAGAAGACUAGCCGAAAUGACCGAACAAGCGAUGCUCGAAGGAGGUCGAUCAGCAAGCAAGAACAUGGAGGACGCGGGGUUCUCGGAGGAUCUGAAGAAACAGCUACAGGAGAGACUUGCAGCAACCGAAUUUAAGAAUGCGUACCCAGCUGCCCAUUCCAUCAUAAAUAUGCCAGACAGCGCAGGUAAAGGUACUCGCGACAUCGCCGGAGCUGCGCCCUGGACAGGAACGGAAAACCUCCACGAUGUCACUCUGCGCAUGCUAGACAGUUCGAAGAAACCGAUGCGCGUCCCUUAUAAGAUCCCUCAGCCCGACCCCGUCGACAUGCGCAUCACCCCCAAGUCCUCGAAACCCGCCGGUAUCCGGAUCGCGAGUGCAAAAGAGCGCAGUGCCGCAUACACACUUAGCCAAAGCCCUGGUAUUUCAGAGGAAGAGCGCGAGGCGAUGCGGAAGGAGAUGCAGGAUAGAUUCACGGUUGGGGCUCGACCGAUGCCAAUGACGCUUCAAGGGUUGACCUCGCUUGCGAACGAGCGGAUAGAGGAUGCAAUAGCGCGGGGACAGUUCAAUAACAUCAAGCGAGGGAAGGGCGUCAACGUCCAGGCGGAUCACAACGCCAACAGCGCCUUUAUCGACACUACCGAAUACUUUCUAAAUAAGAUCAUACAGAAGCAGGAGAUCGUGCCACCGUGGAUCGAGAAGCAACAAGAGCUAGCCAGGGAGGUUGAUCGAUUUCGUCAGCGCUUAAGAGUCGAGUGGAGGCGACAUGCUGCAAGGUUGAUUGCCAGCGAAGGAGGGUCCUUGGAGGCCCAGAUGAGACGCGCGCAGGCUUAUGCGGCCGCCGAGGCUCGACUCGCGCAGAAAGCCAAGAUAGAGCGAGCUUUUCGAGAUGGCGAAGGCUCUGCGUCUUCCGAAACACCCGCGGAAAUUACGAUUUCAGGAACUGACCUAGAGCUUGGUCAUGAACACAUACCAUAUCUUUCACCCCUCCGUGAUUCGCAGUAUAUCGCGACUGAGCGUGCGUAUCACGAACUGACAAUAAAGCACCUCAACGCACUUACUCGAUCCUAUAACCUUCAAGCGCCACCCGUCGCACAAAAGCCAUAUCUCAAUUUGGAACGAGAGCUCUCGAAUUGUUACGCAGAAGUGGCUCCAAGUUUGGCUGAGGAGAUCCAACGUCGCGCGACUGAAAGAGCCAGCAGCUCUCGGUCAACAGCAGCAUCCAAAGCAAGCAAGGUAUUCGAUGCUCUCAGCACAACGCAGACGUCUCGAGUAUACGACGAAGAUGAAGCGAAAGGUUAUGGGUUCAAGGAACUGGUGCGGGACUGGUUCUCAAGAAAGAAAGAUAGGUAG
Aspergillus clavatus NRRL 1 is the source of this 1533-nucleotide messenger RNA. Its product is annotated as DnaJ family domain-containing protein. The record is from RefSeq and is a predicted model, not a curated record. NCBI's taxonomy places the organism in Eukaryota, Fungi, Ascomycota, Eurotiomycetes, Eurotiales, Aspergillaceae. The transcript is spliced from 2 exons. The coding region runs from base 1 to 1533 and encodes 510 amino acids.